Setaria italica (foxtail millet) is the source of this 1336-nucleotide messenger RNA. Its product is annotated as uroporphyrinogen-III synthase, chloroplastic. The transcript has 10 exons. NCBI's taxonomy places the organism in Eukaryota, Viridiplantae, Streptophyta, Magnoliopsida, Poales, Poaceae. Gene Ontology annotation, molecular function: uroporphyrinogen-III synthase activity. Gene Ontology annotation, biological process: uroporphyrinogen III biosynthetic process. Gene Ontology annotation, cellular component: chloroplast. The record is from RefSeq and is a predicted model, not a curated record. Bases 95 to 985 code for a protein of 296 amino acids.
ACCGCAGAAUCGCAGACCCAAAUCCAGGCGUGGGGCCCGUGUCCAGAGCGUCUUCCUCUCCAGUCUCCUCUCCACCCACGAGCUCCAUGCGGCCAUGGCCUUCUCUUCUUCGCUGGCGUUCCCCUUCCCUUCCCCACCUUCUGGCCAAGCCCGACCCGCAGGAAGGCUCCGAGCCGGCGCCACCGGUAGGUUGCUGGGGUGCUCCUCGCCACCGCCCGACGUCGUGGUGACCCGCGAGCGGGGGAAGAACGCCAAGCUCAUCGCCGCGCUGGAAAAGCACAAUAUACAGUCUCUGGAACUUCCUCUUAUUAAGCAUGUUGAUGGCCCUGAUACAUAUAGGCUUCCAGAUGUCUUACGUAACGACAAGUUUGACUGGAUUACUAUAAGCUCUCCUGAGGCAGCUGCAGUGUUCCUUCAGGGAUGGAAGGCAGCUGCAAGUCCUAAGGUGCGAGUAGCGGUUGUUGGAGCAGGAACUGCAAAGGUUUUUGAUGAAGUAUCACAGUCUGAUGAUCAAUCUCUUGAGGUUGCAUUUUCACCUUCCAAAGCUAUGGGUAAAGUUUUGGCCUCAGAGCUUCCCAGGGGCAGUGAGAGUACAUGUAAAGUGUUGUAUCCUGCAUCUGCAAAGGCUAGCCGUGAAAUUCAAGAUGGGCUAUCAGAUCGAGGAUUUCAUGUGACAAGACUGAAUACAUAUACAACCGUACCUGUUGAAGAUGUCGAACCACUAACUUUAAAGCUUGCUAUUUCAGCUCCAGUUGUUGCAGUAGCUUCUCCUUCCGCAUUGAAGGCUUGGUUAAAGCUGAUCUCAAAAGUCGAUAACUGGAAUAAUUCCAUCGCUUGCAUUGGUGAGACCACUGGCUCUGCAGCGAAGAAAUUGGGUCUGAAGAGCAUAUAUUAUCCAACAACCCCUGGACUUGAAGGGUGGGUUGAAAGCAUUCUUGAAGCGCUCAGAGUCCACAGGCAAUUAAAAGAGGCCCCAAAAUGUUGAACACGGACAGCCCCUUGUACUGGAUGACGCAUGACGGAGCUUCUUGACGUUGGUGGCCGCUUGUAGACUCAGGAAUUCUUUGCUUCUUUGGCCUUAUAACGCCUGAUGUACAGCCUAUUGUUGUUUCGUCAGUGAAACUUGAUCAUCUGUUGUGAUUAAACUAGCUGUAAAUUGUGUGAGCUGUACAGGGUAGCAUGUGAACAAGUUCUGAAUCGCGGUUCAGCGUUGUGGUGUGGCGCCAAGUUGGACUGUUUCUACUAAUUUUCAUAAGAAGAUGAGAGAAUCCUUGUUACCUGUACAUGUCAAUUGUCGAGGAAGUCGAUGCAUGAAUAAAGCUGCAAAUGUUUUUGC